This is a messenger RNA of Penicillium daleae, 432 nucleotides long. RefSeq lists its product as uncharacterized. The record is from RefSeq and is a predicted model, not a curated record. Bases 1 to 432 code for a protein of 143 amino acids. NCBI's taxonomy places the organism in Eukaryota, Fungi, Ascomycota, Eurotiomycetes, Eurotiales, Aspergillaceae. The transcript has a single exon.
AUGCAUGACGAAGGUACGGGAGCCUCGUAUGAGGAGUACUGGAAGGUUAUCAUAUCCAUGAACCCAGACCAAGAAACAAAAUGGAAAUGCAAACGAAUCAUGGAAAGACCUGAUACCAACCUCAAAGAGGACAUAGUCGCAUGCAUCAUUGAGGCUAUGAAGACCAUCCAAAGCUAUGCCCAGGAGCUACCACACGCCAUGCUGGAUCGGAAGGCCAUUGUCUUCUCCCGUGUCCGUGCUCUUCAAGCCCUGCUCACUACUCUGAUGGAUGCUGGUAUUGAUGGCCGUCCUGCUUCGCCCGGACAAGAUGUGCUUAAGAUGUUGGAAGAAAAUCAUCGUGAUAUUUCUAGGCGGCUGCUCAAGGUGAUCUGUCAGUUAUACGGGGAAUCUCAAGGCGAAGCGCUAUUGGAGUUAGAUGGAGCCAAUGCAUAA